Molecule: messenger RNA, 18937 nt
Organism: Coregonus sp. 'balchen'
Lineage: Eukaryota; Metazoa; Chordata; Actinopteri; Salmoniformes; Salmonidae
Source: the annotation of a GenBank genome assembly
GCCAACAGGAACUUGAUCCAGACAGAGACUAGAGGAAAACAAGCCAGAACUCCAGUGGUUCCAUCCAGAGUCAGACCCACUGCAAAGGUAGUCCUAUCUGCUCCCACCAUAACCACCACACUACUGCAUCCCCUUACACACUGCUGGCAUAAACUUGUACUGGCAGAGAGAUUCCAUAGAGAGACAUGGCCAGUAAAUCUAAAUGUUUCAUACCUCAGUGAAUUCUUAUCUUUUUGCUCAUGGGUAUGCGGGUAAUAUCAGGAACUGAAUGUUAUGGCCAGAAACAGCAGUCGCAAGAGGACGCAGGCAGAGCACAUAAAGGUGCAUGCACACACGCACAGAUUUCAACAAUGACGUGUCAUUUUCCUCUGCCUUAGUUUGAACCGUCUCAGGCCUUUAGUCUCAAACCAGAAAUUGACAUUUCACAGAUUAAGGCCUCUGAUCCCCAAGAAGAUGAGACCGACUUCAAGCACGUAUGUGUUUGGUGGUUCUGGUUUCAUUUAAGAGAAAUGUGUCAUAGAAUAAAACUAUGUUUUCUACAGGUCUCUCUUGUAAAAUAAAUUUGAUCUCAAUUAGAAUAAUCUGUAUAAAUAAAGGUUGAAUACAAAUGCACCACUCUCUUUAUCAUGGAUAUCUUUUUUAGGACAAAUUUGGGGGUCUUGGUGGAAUGUUUCAGAAAUCACAAAAAGAGCCAACCCCUACCUUCACAGUGAGUGGACAGACCUGUGUCUGAUUAUCUUUGUAAUGGUGGAUGCAGAAACACCUGUCAGUUAGUUUGCUCACCAAUCACCCAUGUUUUCCUUAUGAUUGAUCUUAUAAUUUCUCUUCUCUCUCAGAGCUACCUGUCAGAUAACGAGAAGCCUGAAGAGCCCACCCUAGAAAAGGAGCAGUCCUCAGAGAACACCAAGAAGAGACUGACUCAGGCCAAACAAGUGUGUGUGAGAGAGGAGAGUGAUAUCUAUAGACUACUAAACAUAUGCGAUUGUAUUAGAGAAACAAUGAGAGACAAAGUUUGCUAUUAAAUAGUUGAAGUUUUUCAACAUAUAUCACUCUUUCAGGACAAAGGAGGACUGAUGGGAGGAAUGUUCCGGAAAGCAACUAAAGACAAACUCUCUUCUCCUUCACUGACGGUAACAUUUUCCUCUUGUUUAUCUGUUGUUAGCUUCUCUGGUUGGGUGCUCUAAUACAACUGUGAUUUUGAAGCGCUUACAAGGUGUCAUUGUUUUCAUUGGUCCUAGGUCAGCAGAGUAAAUAGUGAUCCCAAUGACACACAAGAAAAGACAGCUGAAAGCACUCAUGUAUGUAUCAUGCUAGGAUGAUUAAAAAAACACUUCAAGCCUGGGUAUUUUGUCAUCUUGAAAUAUGCAAAUAAGUCUAACUGCAUUCAUGUAUCUCCUCUAUUGUUCUGGAGAAGUGGGGUUGUUUAGUGGAAUCCUCAGAAAAUCCCCCAAACCUGCUGGAGAAGGGACACCUGCACACGUGUGUAGCAUAUGUAGAUACCCAGUUGUGCACUAAUCCUUUUUUGUACUGAAAUAGUAAUGUUCUGUUCCAGGACAAUCUCUCAGUUCACAGUAAGCUUUUAGCCAGCAACAACAGUCUCUCUGACCACAACGACACCAAAGUAAGCUGGUUUAAGGAACGUUAAACUCUAUUAAUUUGAUCCUCUGAUAACUUCAUGUUGAUGUUCUGUGUAAAUGGUCCCUCUGUGUGUUUCAGGAGAAGGGAGGUAUCUUCAGUGGAAUGUUCAAGAAGUCUUCCAAACCUGCGGAAGAACCACCUCAAGCAGAAGAGGUCAAGUAAUACGGUAUACUAUUUACCUGUAGUGGAUAGGAUGUAUAAGAUUUCUGUUCUCUUGAAAAUCUACAAUCACAACACUAAACCACUAUUGUAGUGACUUAGGAAUGAAAAGGUGCUGUAUUUUAUGUUGCCAUUAAACUUGAUUUAAUAUCAAUGAACUGUAAAGCGAACAGAUGAAUAAUUCAAUUGUUCAUGAAUUGUCACUGUGCAGGUAACAUCAGCUUAAAGAAAAAAGGGAAUCAGGUGCUGAGGGACUUGAAAAUUAAAAAAACAUUCCUUACCCCAGGACACUUCAACUGGUGACUCUCCAAGAGAAUAAAAGGAAAAGGAUCACUCAGUUUCUGCAUAAAUCUGAUAGAUUUAUUGACGGGACAAACAAACAAUAGGCUUAUGUUUCGGAAUGAAUCGACUUCAUCAGAACAUAACAUAAUUUCCUCUUUGUGUUUCCUGUCAUUGUCAUACAGGACCAGCAGUCACUACACAGUGAGCUCUCAGCCAGCAAUGACAGUCUCUCUGACAACAAUAACCCUAAGGUGAGGCAGAGUUGAGAACUAUUCACUUGCUCAGUAAGAGGGUUAUGACUAAAGUAUUAUGUUCUGAUGCCAUUAGGCAAAAGGAGGACUUUUCAGUGGAAUCCUCAAAAAAUCCCCCAAAGCUCCUCAAGAGGGCACACUUGCAGAGGUGAGUGUUCUGGAGAUCAACACGUGACUCUAACUAUUAUUUCCGACCUACUUGUAAAUAUGCUGACUUGUGUAGCAAAUGUACCCCAUAGCAAAUGUUAUUAUGCAUUCUCACUGGCUGAACAGGUAUCUCGAUCUGUUUCUCAACCAGACAUUACACAGUGAACUAUCAGCCAGCAAUGACAGUCUUUCAAACAACAACAGUAAAGUGAGUAAGGUUUGACAGUUCUUUACAUCUGCUGAAGUGUCCUUCACAAAAUAGCCUCUGUUAUUUAUUGCAAACUAUUGUGUUUCAGGAGAAAGGAGGCAUAUUCAGUGGAAUGUUCAUAAAAUCUCCCAAGCCUGCUGCUGAUGCUUCUCAACCUGAGGUAAUAUAGCGAAGUCAAGUGUUUGGCUUGGACCAGUCUUACAUUUUCUAUUUGUUCAGCUUAUGAUAUGCGAACAUACUACUGGUAGCUAGUUACGUAACCUGAGUUUGCUCAUGUUACAACACACUUGUGUGUGCAAAACAACUCAAUGUGCGUACAAAACAAAUUAACUCAACUAGAAGGGGGUAUCUUAAAUUGGAGCACUGUUGUUUAAGUAACUGUUGUUCAUAACUCUUCCCUGUUAUGUCCCAGGACAAGCGGUCAUUACACAGUGAGCUCUCAGCCAGCAACGACAGUCUGGCUGACAACAACAACCCUAAGGUAAGACAGAGUUACUGCAUACUUGGGUCUUCUGCACAGAAAUAUCGAUAUGAACAUGAGUAUACAAGUGAUUUACGAUCAAUUGAAAUGACAGUCUUCUUCUAACAGGAGAAAGGAGGGAUGUUUAGUGGAAUCCUCAGGAAAAAAAUGAAAGCGUCUGGAGAUGGAACACCUGCACAGGUGAGUCUAAGUUCAUCUGGUGACCAACAUGUGUCUGUUUGUUUCAGUUACUUACAGUAAGAGUCUGAUCAUUUUCUAAGUGCUCUACUGUUUUCUGUUCCAGGAAAACCUCUCUACAUAUUACGAGCUCUCAGCCAGCGAUGACAGCCUGUCUGAAAACAACAAAAGUACAGUGAGUCAGAGUUACUGCAUUUAGAAGAUUAGAAAACCACUUGGGUCACUGGAAAGAUUAUAACCAUUAUGAACAUGACAUAAGUAACCACAUUUUUAUACUUAUUCAAAUGGAAAUUCAAAUGACACUGUCUUCUCCUAUAAGGAAAAAAAGGGGCUAUUCAGUGGAAUACUCAAAAAGACCCCCAAAGCAUCUGGAGAUGAAACACCUGCACAGGUGAGCUCUAACAUGUCUGUUUGCUUUAGUUACUUACUGCAAGAGUCUGUUAAUUGUCUAACUACAGUACUGUGUUCUGUUCCAGGACAACCUUGCAACACGCAAGCUCUCAGUCAGCAACAACAGCAUUUCUGAUACCAACAACACCAAUGUGAGGAGGUUUGGUGGAGUAUUGUCUACAGACAAAACAAUAUGUUUCCAGAUAACAUUAUAUGGCAACACGGUAAAAAAAAAAAAACGGUUUCUAAACUGUCUUUUUGUAUUUCAGGAGAAAGGACGUUUCUUCAGUGGAAUGUUCACAAAAUCUCCUAAACCUGUUGAUGAAGGCUCUCAACAAGAAGAGGUAAGGUAUCUAGAGAUGACUAUAUUGGCUCUUAAUUUGACCAUGAUUAAUUAUAUUUAUCAGUCUAUUAUUAACCGUUGUUAUUGUUAAAGUAGAACUUAAUUGUCUCAUAGGACAAGCGGUCAUUACACAGUGAGCUCUCAACCAGUAAUGACAGUCUCUCUGACAACAACACUAUUAAGGUGAGCUGGUUUGUUGAGUAUUAUCUAUGGUCAGUAGAAUAGAUGUCCAGAUACCUGUAGCAGGAUAUUGCCAUUAUCAGUUAUCGCUGUGUGUUUCAGGAGAGAAGUAAAUUCAGUGGAAUGUUCAAGAAAUCUCCUAAACAUGCUGCUGAAGGCUCUCAACCAGAAGAGGUAAAGUAUCACUACACAUGACUACAUUAGCUCUUAAUUUGACCAUGACUAGUCAGUCAUAUUUAUAACUUUUGGUGAUUGUUAUAGUAACACUUGAUUGUCUCAUAGGACAAGCAGUCAUUGAACAGUGAGCUCUCAGCCAGUAAUGACAGUCUCUCUGACAACAACAACCCUAAGGUAAGACUGUGUAUGAAGUGAACUCCGCUAACUUGAUCUCCAGAUGACAUGAUUUUAGUUACACUUUCUAAACUGCAUCCGUGUGUUUCAGGGUAAAGGUAUAUUCAGUGGAAUGUUCAAAAAGGCUCCUAAAACUGCUGAAGCCUCCCAACCAGAAGAGGUAAACAUGUUAGUCCUGAGAUUGAAUAUAAAUUCAUCUCUAUGGGAUAUACAGUGCAUUCGGAAUGUAUUCAGACCCUUUCCCUUUUUCCACAUUUUGUUACAUUACAGCCUUAUUCUAAAAAGGAUUAAAUAAAUAAAUAUCCUCAUCAAUCUACACACAAUACCCCAUAAUGACAAAGCGAAAACAGGUUUUUAGACAUUUUUGCAAAUGUAUUCAAAAUAAAAAACAGAAAUACCUCGUUUACAUAAGUAUUCAGACCCUUUGCUGUGAGACUCGAAAUUGAGCUCAGGGGCAUCCUGUUUCCAUUGAUCAUCCUUGAGAUGUUUCUACAACUUGAUUGGAGUCCACCUGUGGUUCAUUCAAUUGAUUGGACAUGAUUUGGAAAGGGACACACCUGUCUAUAUAAUUUCCCACAUUGACAGUGCAUGUCAGAGCAAAAAACAAGCCAUGAGGUCGAAGGAAUUGUCCGUAGAUAUCCAAGACAGGAUUGUGUAGAGGCACAGAUAUGGGGUAAGGUACCAAAACAUUUUUGCAGCAUUGAAGGUCCCCAAGAACACAGUGGCCUCCAUCAUUCUUAAAUGGACAAAGUUUGGAACCACCAAGACUCUUCCUAGAGCUGGCCGCCCGUCCAAACUGAGCAAUCGGGGGAGAAGGGCCUUGGUCAGGGAGGUGACCAAGAACCCGAUUGUCACUCUGACUGAGCUCCAGAGUUCCUCUGUGGAGAUGGGAGAACCUUCUAGAAGGACAACCAUCGCUGCAGCACUCCACCAAUCAAGCCUUUAUGGUAGAGUGGCCAGACAGAAGCCACUCCUCAGUAAAAGGCACAUGACAGCCUGCUUGGAGUUUGCCAGAAAUGCACCUAAAGGACUCUCAGACCAUGAGAAACAAGAUUCUCAGGUCUGAUGAAACCAAGAUAGAACUCUUUGGCCUGAAUGCCAAGUGUCACGUCUGGAGGAAACCUGGCACCAUCCCUACGGUGAAGCAUGGUGGUGGCAGCAUUAUGCUGUGGGGAUGUUUUUCAGCGGCAGGGACUGGGAGUCUAGUCAGGAUCGAGGGAAAGAUGAACGGAGUAAAGUACAGAGAGAUCCUUGAUGAAAACCUGCUCCAGGGCGCUCAGCACCUCAGACUGGGGAGAAGGUUCACAUUCCAACAGGACAACGACCCUAAAAACACAGCCAAGACAAAGCAGGAGUGGCUUCGGGACAAGUCUCUGAAUGUCCUUGAGUGGCCCAGCCAGAGCCCCCCCUUCCCUGAUACAUGUGUCAAAAGUGUGGACACAGCUACUAAUUUAAGGGUUUUUCUUUAUUUCUACUAUUUUUUACAUUGUAUAAUAAUAGUGAAGACAUCAAAACUAUGAAAUAACACACAUGGAAUCAUGUAGUAACCCAAAAAGUGUUAAACAAAUCAAAAUAUAUUUUAAAUUUGAGAUUCUUCAAAUAGCCACCCUUUGGGGGAGGGGGGGGGGGGGGGGGGGGGGGGUAAAAGACCAAGUCCAUAUUAUGGCAAGAACAGCUCAAAUAAGCAAAGAGAAAUGACAGUCCAUCAUUACUUUAAGACAUGAAGGUCAGUCAAUCCAGAAAAUGUCAAGAACUUUGAAAGUUUCUUCAAGUGCAGUCGCAAAAACCAUCAAGUGCUAUGAUGAAACUAGCUCUCAUGAGGACCACCACAGGAAUGGAAGAUCCAGAGUUACCUCUGCUGCAGAGGAUAAGUUCAUUAGAGUUACCAGACUAUGAAAUUGCAGCCCAAAUAAAUGCUUCACAGAGUUCAAGUCACAGACACAUCUCAACAUCAACUGUUGAGAGGGGACUGUGUGAAUCAGGCCUUCAUGGUCAAAUUGCUACUAAAGGACACCAAUAAUAAUAAGAGACCUGCUUGGGCCAAGAAACAUGAGCAAUGGACAUCAGACCAGUGGAAAUUUGCCCUUUGGUCUGGAGUCCAAAUUUGAGAUUUUUGGUUCCAACUGCCGUGUCUUUGUGAGACGUGGUGUGGGUGAACGGAUUAUCUCUGCAUGUGUAGUUCCCACCGUAAAGCAUGGAGGAGGAGGUGUUAUGGUGUGGGGGUGCUUUGCUGGUGACACGGUCUGUGAUUUAUUUAGAAUUCAAGGCACACUUAACCAGCAUGGCUACCACAGCAUUCUGCAGCGAUAUGCCAUCCCAUUUGAUUUGGGCUUAGUGGGACUAUCAUUUGUUUUUCAACAGGACAAUGACCCAACACACCUCCAGGCUGUGUAAGGGCUAUUUUACCACAAAGGAGAGUUAUUGAGUGCUAUAUCAGAUGACCUGGCCUCCACAAUCCCCCAACCUCAACCCAAUUGAGAUGUUUGGGAUGAGUCGGCCGGCAGAGUGAAGGAAAAGCAGCCAACAAGUGCUCAGCAUAUGUGGGAACUCCUUCAAGACUGUUGGAAAAGCAUUCCAGGUGAAGCUGGUUGAGAGAAUGCCAAGAGUGUGCAAAGCUGUCAUCAAGGCAAAGGGUGGCUAUUUAAAGAAUCUCAAAUAUACUUUGAUUUGUUUAACACUUUUUUGGUUACUACAUGAUUCCAUAUGUGUUAUUUCAUAGUUUUGAUGUCUUCACUAUUAUUCUACAAUGUAGAAAAUAGUAAAAAUAAAGAAAAACCCUUGAAUGAGCAGGUGUGUCCAAACUUUUGACUGGUACUGUACAUCACAUGCGACUUGUAAUAAGACUAAGUGUUAUGAUGAGUUUCUCGGGUAUCAAGUAAUUAAGGAUAUACUUAGAGACUUUUGAUGGGGAGUUCAUAUGAGUAUUUAAUAGGUAUCAUGGUUCGUUAUAACAACAGAAGGACAUAGCUUUGCCUCUUGCUUUUCCGAACUCUCUGAACACAGAAGAUAUAUCAGCUUAUAUACACUCUGUUACACGUUUCUUCAACACAUCUGGUACCCAUCAGUGGGCACUCCCUUCUUUGAUGUUAUUACCCUUUACCCCAAGUCAGUAUAUCCUGUCCAUCAAUCAUUCUAAAAUCAACAUCAGUAAUCUCCUUUGACAUAAGGAAUGCAGACUCUGUAGCACCAAGUCACUUAUCCACUAACUCUACCUUGGUUUCCCACAACACUAUAAAAACCUCAUAUCACUAAGCAAUUAGCCUAUUCAAAUGUUUAUCUGACUCCAUAAAGAUAAUUAGUUAUUUGCAAGGGACUAUGGUUGAGUUACAGUAAUAAGCAAUGAAGAAAUAUCUGAGAACAGAAUUCUAAAUACAAGUGUAUUGUAGCUUAAGUUACAAGGCAUUAACAAGCAUUACAAGUCAUUAUUCUAAGCAUGGUCAGAGAGAGAGAGAAAUCAUAGCCUGAAAGGCCAUGCCCCAAAAGUCCAUGGGGUGGAGAGAGAAAGAAACAGAGAGAGUAUCUCACCACAGCAGUUCAGGAACAAAAAAUAAAUAACAACGAAUUGGAGACCCUUUUAUAAGCAUCUGAGAUGUUUGGAUUCAAAAACUGAUUUGUAGACCAAUACUAUUACUGUAAAGUUAACCUCCAAUCAGAUAUCAGACUUAUAGGAUGUAACCUCUGCAUCUCAGAGGUGACACAAUGGGGGUUGGAGAGAUAAUACAGAAAAUGCUGAAUUCCUAAGACAACAUAGAGGAAAUUCUUGCAUACAGUUGAUAAGAAGAGUAACUUCGGGGUCUGCCCUACAAUGUCACCUUGGUUUUCUUGGGCGCUGGGAUGAUGGUGGUCUCCUUGAAGCAAGUGGGGACUACAGCCUGGGACAAGGACGGGUUGAAGAUGUUUGGUCAGCGAACACUCUAGCCUCGUUUAUACCUGGUGCUAACAUGCUUCCUUUGUCCUGAUAUUAUCCACAUUCUGAUCGUGCACGUCACAUCUUAUCUGUCCACUGUGUCCUUAUUGUGACCAAAUAUCCUGGUCCCCCCCUGUAUGCAAAUUGUUUGACAGAUAUUAUUUCAAAAUAAUAUUUAUUGAUUUAUUUUAAGACAUUGAUGCCUUAAGUCAAUGGCAUCACCUGUCCAUGAUUUUAGAGGGUGGGAUAAUGAUGAUUUAAAUAGUUUCACUGUCCAGAUCCGUCUACACUUCUAAGUCUCCUGAGUGGCGCAGUGGUCUAAGGCACUGCAUCACAGUGCUAACUGUGCCACUAGAGAUCCUGGUUCGAAUCCAGGCUCUGUCGCAGCCGGCCGCGACCGGGAGACUCAUGGGCGGCGCACAAUUGGCCCAGCGUCGUCCGGGGUAGGGGAGGGAAUGGCCGGCAGGGAUGUAGCUCAGUUGAUAGAACAUGGCGUUUGCAACGCCAGGGUUGUGGGUUUGAUUCCCACGGGGGGCCAGUAUAUUAAAAAAAAAAAAAAAAAAAUUCACUAACUGUAAGUCGCUCUGGAUAAGAGCGUCUGCUAAAUGACUAAAAUGUAAAUGUAAGAUAUCCAAAUACAAUGCGUGUCUGUCUACCUCUUGAAGUGGUCAGGAAGAUCUGAUCACAAUCAGAUCACGAUUAGUCUUUUUAUCGUCUACACCUGUCCAAAAAUGUGGGCAGAAUCAAAAUGUGGACAAGAUCAGAAUAAAGGACGUAUGUUAGAUCCAGGUAUAAAUGGGGCUUCUGAGGACAUGGCCAUGGAUUUUUGUUGGGGUAUGUCUGAAUUGUUAUUGUGGGUACAACAUCAACACAUUUCCUAAUGAAGCCUGUGACUGAAGAUGUAUAUUCCUCAGUGUUGAAGGAUGAGUUCUGGGUGGAUGAAUCUUUGAACAUAUUCCAAUCAGUAUUCUCAAAACACUCCUGCAGCAUUGAGUCUGCCUCCUCUGUCCAGGGCCUCAUUAUUCUCUGUGUUGGUGGCUCCCUCUUGAGUUCCUGCUUGUAGGCGGGGGGUAGGAACAGAGAGAUGUGAUCUGAUUGGCCGAAGUGGGGGUGGGGGAUGGUUUUGUAUGCAUCACAGGUGUUUGUGUAGACAUGGCCCAGCACGUUGUUUCCUCUCAUGGGGCACGAUACACGUAGGCAGAGUUGUGGAGUCUGACUGGAGUCACAAAUCUGAUGACUUGAGGCUCGACUUGAUUGAAAAUAAAUUAGAGACUUGACAUGGACUUGGAGCCUCAAGACUUGGGACUCGACUUUGACUUGAGACUGAUGACUUGAAAUUAUCUGGUCAGGUUUUGUAAUGUUUUGUCACUCAUUCUAUGGCACAGAGUCUCUGUGGAUUACUCUCCACGAAGCCAAAGACAGUAGCCGCAGCAUCGCCCUUGCAAAAAGAACAUGCACAAGGCUAGUGAAAUGCACACUCUGCCCUCGGAUUGGACCAGCAAACUGUCAAUCAACACAGGUUGGGUGAGCUAGUGAACAGAUUGCUGAUUUGCUGUACAGCUAUAGGAUCAGGUGCAGCGCAAACAUGAAAUUGUAGGGAGAGAGGAUUGCUGAAAGAGAGCGACCCGGCUCUACGUAUUUUACUGGUUUAUGACACCGCCCCCGGUUAGAGGGGUAUAAAGCAGCCCAAGAGUUAAUACACACAGGAAUUUUAUUUAAACACACUGAGGAAGAUGAACAUGGGGAUGUACAUGGGGAUGGUUCUGUAAUGGACAGAAACGGAGAGAUAAUGAAUAUGAUAUACAGGAGAUAAAUACACUGGCCUGAAUAGAUACAGCCAGACAGGCCAAUUUGACCCCCUCAAUAAUAUACCAUGAUGAAUUUGAUGGAUUGGAAAUAAGUUUCCCACUAAAGCUACUGGCUUUCUGUGACUUUACACUACACAGUACUACUCAAUUCCUCAUUUGAUUAUGCUUUUGGUUUGGCCCGGUGCUCAGAGGCCAUGGUUUGUGAAGGGGGAAAAAAGUUGCAUAAGGCUUGUAAGUGAAAUGGAGCAAUAGCUCCUCUCUUUCUCUCUCUCUCCUCUCUCUUCUUAACAAACCCUUAAUUAUGUGAGCUAACUUGAAACAAAUAAUAAGUACAGUCACAUUUAACAUGGUCAAUUCAUAACAAUUAUAUAGAAAAUUAUAUUUUUCAAAUGGAGAAAGUUUCUAUUGCAAGAUGAUGAGAUGUGUAUCUCGAGUGUGAGCAGUAUUUCUAAAACAAAUAGUGAUAAUUGGUCAUGGUUAUAUUGGGCUCAAUUUUGUGUGUUCAAAGACAACUUUGCUAGUAUUAUAACAACUGGUUUCCAGUAGGCUACAUAAUUGGAAAAGGCCUGUUUCUCUGAAACUCAGGCCUGUUUCUCUCACCAGUCAGAGGCAGCAUGCCUGUCUCACAGACUCUGACCAGCAGCAGCAACCUAUCCUCCUUAUUUAAAGUGCAUUCGGAAAGUAUUCAGACCCCUUCACUUUUUCCACAUUGUGCUACGUUACAGCCUUAUUCUAAAAUAGAUUUUUUUAAACAAAUCCUCAAUCUACACACAAUACCCCAUUAUCACAAAGCGAAUAGGUUUUUAUAAAUAUUUGCAAAUUUAUAAAAAAUAAAAAACAUACCUUAUGUACAUAAGGAUUCAGACAUUUUGCUAUGAGACUCGAAGUUGUGCUCAGUUGCAUCCUGUUUCCAUUGAUCAUCCUUGAAAUGUUUCUACAACUUGAUUGGAGUCCACCUGUGGUAAAUUCAAUUGAUUGGACAUGAUUUGGAAAGGCACACACCUGUCUAUAUAAGGUUGACAAUUGACAGAGUAUGUCAGAGCAAAAACCAAAGCAUGAGGUCGAAGGAAUUGUCCGUAGAGCUCCGAGACAGGAUUGUGUCGAGGUACAGAUCUGGGGAAGUUUACCAAAAAAUGUCUGCAGCAUUGAAGGUCCCCAAGAACACCGCGGCCUCCAUCAUUCUUAAAUGGAAGAAGUUUGGAACCACUAAGACUCUUCCUAGAGCUGGCCGACCCAGCCAAACGGAGCAAUCAGGGGAGACGGGACUUGGUCAGGGAGGUGACCAAGAACCCAAUGCUCACUCUGACAGAGCUCCAGAGUUCCUCUGUGGAGAUGGGAGAACCUUCCAGAAGGACAACUAUCUCUGCUGCACUCCACCAAUCAGGCCUUUAUGGUAGAGUGGCCAGAUGGAAGCCAUUCCUCAGUAAAAGGCACAUGACAGCUGCUUGGUGUUUGCCAAAAGGCACCUAAAGGACUCUCAGACCAUGAGAAACAAGAUUCUCAGGUCUGAUGAAACCUAGAUUUAAUUAUUUGGCCUGCAUGCCAAGCGUCACGUCUGGAGGAAACCAGGCACCGCUCAUCACCUGGCCAAUACCAUCCCUGCAGUGAAGCAUGGUGGUGGCAGCAUCAUGCUGUGGGGAUGUUUGUCAGUGGCAGGGACUGGGAGACUAGUCAAGAUCAAGGGAAAGAUUAACAAAGCAAGGUUCAGAGAGAUCCUUGAUGAAAACCUGCUCCAGAGCGCUCAGGACCUCAGACUGGGGCAAAGGUUCACCUUCCAACAGGACAACGACCCUAUGCACACAGCCAAGACAAUUUAGGAGUGGCUUCGGGACAAGCCUCUGAAUGUUCUUGAGUGGCCCAGCCAGAGCCUGACUUGAACCCGAUCGAACAUCUCUGGAGAGACCUGAAAAUAGCUGUGCAGCGACGCUCCCGAUCCAACCUGACAGGGCUUGAGAGGAUCUGCAGAGAAGAAUGGGAGAAUCUCCCCAAAUACAGGUGUGCCAAGCUUGUAGUGUCAUACCCAAGAAGACGCAAGGCUGUAAUCACUGCCAAAGGUAUAGAUUGUGUAAAGAUUGAUGAGGGAAAAAACAAUUUAAUCAAUUUUAGAAGAAGGCUGUUACGUAACAAAAUGUGGAAAAAGUGAAGAGGUCUGAAUACUUUCUGAAUGCACUGUAUGUUUAGAAAACAAAUUUGAAAGCCAAAAUUGAGGGGGGAAAGUACUCAUCAUGUUUAUGCAACCUAAUAAUCAACCCAUAAGAAUACUUCCAGAACCACCUUUAUAUUUUAUUUCAAUUGAGAAAAUCAACGAGGUGAGGAGGAGGAUUAUUUAAGAUACUGUUUGAAGAGGUAGGAUUUCAGAUGUUUUCUGAAGAUGGGCAGGUACUCUGCUGUCCUAGCUUCAGGGGGAAGCUGGUUCCACAAUUGGGCUGCCAGGACAGAGAAGAGAUUGGACUGGGCUGAGCGGGAGCUGCCCUCCCGUAAGGGUGGGAGGGCCAAGAGACCUGAGGUGGCAGAACGGAGUGCUCGGGUUGGGGUGUAGGGUUUGAGCAUAGCCUGAAGGUAGGCAGGGGCAGUUCCUCUUGCUGUUCCAUAGGUAAGCACCAUGGUCUUGUAGUGGAUGCAAGCUUUGACUGGAAGACAGUGGAUUGUGCGGAUGAGUGGGGUGACAUGAGACAACUUGGGAAGGUUGGACACCAGGCGGCCUGCAGCGGUUUGCAGGGGUUUGAUGGCAUAAGCGGGAGAGAACAAGUGCCUGGAUUAGGACCUGUGCCGCUUCCUGUGUGAGGUAGGGUCAUACUCUACGGAUGUUGUAGAGCAUGAACCUGCAGGAGUGGGUCACUGCUUUGAUGUUUGCAGAGAAUGACAGGGUGUUGUCCAGGGUCACGCCAAGGUUCUUUGCACUCUGGAAGGGCGACACUGUGGAGUUGUCAACCGUGAUGGAGAGGUCUUUGAGCGGGCAGGCCUUCCCCGGGAGGAAGAGCAGUUCCGUCUUGUCGAGGUUGAGCUUGAGGUGGUGGGCUGACAUCCAAGUUGAGAUAUCUGCCAGGCACGCAGAGAUGUGUGUCGCCACCUUGGUGUCAGAAGGGGGGAAGGAGAAAAGUAGUUGAGUGUCAUCCGCAUAGCAAUGAUAGGAGAGACCAUGUGAGGGUAUGAUGGAGCCAAGUGACUUGGUGUAUAGAGAGAAGAGGAAAGGGCCUACGACCGAGCCUUCUGGGACACCAGUAGUGAGAGUACUCCACGUCACCUGGUAGGAGCGGCCUGCCAGGUAGGAAGCAAUCCAUGAGUGUGCAAAGCCUGAAAUGCCUAGCCCUCAGAAGGUGGAGCGGAGGAUCUGAUGGUUCAUGGUGUCGAAGGCAGCGGAUAGAUCUAGGAGGAUGAGUACAGAGGAGAGUCAGCUUUGGCAGUGCGGAGAGCCUCCGUGACACAGAGAAGAGCAGUCUCAGUUGAGUGACCCGUCUUGAAGCCUGACUGGUUAGGCUCAAGAAGAUCGUUCUGAGAGAAAUAACGAGAAAGUUCAUCAGAGACAGCAUACUCAAGUGUUUUGGAAAGAAAAGAAAGAAAGGAUACAGGUCUAUAGUUUUUGACGUCAGAUGAGGGAGUGUUGGUUUCUUGAGGAGGGAGAAACUCAGGCCAUUUUGAAGUCAGAGGGGACACAGCCAGUCGUCAGGGAUGAGUUGAUGAGGGAAGUGAGGAAUGGGAGAAGGUCUCCAGAGAUGGUCUGGAGAGGGGAUGGGGUCGAGCGGGCAGGCAGGUUGUCGGGCGGCCAGACCUCACUAGUCGCAGGAUGUCAUCUGGAGAGAGAGGGGAGAAAGAGGUCUCUGCUUCAAGAUAUCUCUGAUUCAUUCACAUUGGAGGCUUACUGUACUUUUGUUUUGAAUUCAGGAUUCAAAUUUGGGAACAGACUGUAAUGACAACCGCUCAGAAAGCAAGGUAACCUACUCUGAAAGGGUUGCCUCUGUUGUCUGGAACUUCUAGUAGCUGUUAGUGUAUUAACUCCCUCUGUAUCUGAUGUAGGACAAAACAGGAGGACUCACUGGGAUUUUCAAAAGGUCUCCAAGGCCGUCGCCAAAGCCAUCCCCACGAUCCACUGUUACUAAGGUAGUAAAGUUGUCACUCUUCUGGUGUUCUUUGUAACAGUAUCAAUGUACAAUCAAAUUAAUGUUUAUGGUGACCCUGUGUUCUACAUUUGUCAGGACCCUCUCACUGAGUACAAGGAACUCUCUGCCAGCAAUGACAGCCUCUCAGACUUCACCACAAUUAAGGUAAGAUUUUGUAUACUUACAUUUAUGUAUUAAUACAUUUUGAUUUCAUAUAAUUAAGUAUGUUUUAGAAAAUGACACCUUUAUCUUUUUUGUAGAAAAAUCUCUCUGCACAAAGAGGACUUUCAGCCAGCAAUGAUAGUCUUUCCGACACUACAACCACCAGCAAAGUGAGUCUUUCACCUUAUUUUACCUACACCUACCUUUAUCAUCACUUUGUUAACCCACCAAUUUGCCUUGUGUGUUUACUGUGUAUGUCUUUUUGACACAGGAUAAAAAAGGAGGGUUUGGAGGAAUCUUCAGGAGAACUCCUAAACCUGUCGAGCAACAGGUAAUUACAGACAUGUAACACGAGCAUUAGCAUGUAGCAUUAGCAACUGUAGCCAACUAAUACAUGUUACUAUGCAGUUUACACACUUGUCAGAACAGAGAACAAUGUCAUGUUAACACGUCCUAUCUUUCUCGCUCUAUUAGGACAGUACGGACACAGAGACACCUGUGGGAGGUAGUCAGCUGAGGCGCCGGAGGACAAUCAAGAGGAAGAGACGGGUGAGUGAUCAGUUAUUUAGGUGAAUCGACCCAUGAUUGACCCAUGAUUUCAGAGAUUUCACUCAUGUCACUACUCAAUACAGUUGCUUAACUGGUCCCAGUUGGUUUUAAUUGAGGCCAUACUUUUACUAUGUACUAUUAAUUAUUUUGUUAUUUGUUAUGUUGAAUAUUAAAUCAAAGUUGCUUCUCAGGUUGUGUCAUUCCAAGUGAAAAGAACACUCCCAAGGAUUCCAAAACGUACUGCUGCUCGGGUAUUGCUAUUUCUUCUUACGUUCCUCAACCCCUCCAACUCAGUCCAUCACUUAAUACCCCUAUAUGUAAAAUCGUUUGUAAUACCGUAGUAGUAAAAUAGAUGCUGUGUUUUUAUGAUUUCCCCCUCAGGACUCUGAUAAGGAUCCUAUCAUUGAGGAGGCUGUGGAGAUGCAGUGGCUGGCCCCACUGCAGGUCAGCUAUAGAACAUGUGUAUCAUGCAUACUGGUGCUGUAUAUGUUGCCUGUGUCCAGUGGUCUGAUGUGUGUCUGUCUGUUUCAGGAGAGCACAGUAGAGAUCCAGCCUGUGGAGAUGGCAGCAUACCCCACUGACGGAAUCAACCUUUUGGAGUCUGAAGAGAUAUCUGUGUGUCUGUCACUCAUUCACACUCUCACUCUCUGAUUUGGAAAUGACUGACAUGUUUUCUCAUUGUUGUUUCUUUUCCAGGAGAGUGAUGGCCUGUUGGACUGGUGGAGAGCAGUCGAAGGUGUGUUUCCACAUCAAACUAUUUCUGUAUGUCUGUGCGUGCAUUUAAGUGGCUGAGGGAAUAUUUAUGUGUUGGAGAAGUGUGAUAAAAGUCUAACUCUUGUGUUGUGGGUUACCAGGUUGGGAGCAAUGGAAUGAAACAUCCAAUUUCCAAGAGGAUGAAGCAGAUAUGUGAGUCAUUCAUCUCUCUGUCUCUUACGCUUAAGUUCAAAAAUUAAUUGUCCAUCUUCUGUUGAAAUGGAAAGUUUUUAAAACGUCUUUGUCUCUCCCUCCUUCUUUCCCGCAGGGAGGUGGAGCAGGUGGCUGACCGUGUGUUCAUGGCGGCUCAGCUGUUUGUGCGUCUCUUCAACCAGCGGGGAGCGUCGCUGCAGGGCCGUAUCCUGGAGCUGCUGGCCCAGGCCGAUGCUGCUGACCAGUUCCACAAGAGGACGGUGGCGGCCGCUGUGGGGGGAGGCGUGGCCAGCGUGUGUGGCAGUGUGGCCACCAUCACCGGCCUCAUCCUUGCCCCCUUCACCUUCGGAGCCUCCAUCAUCGUCACCGCUGUAGGCAUCUCCGUGGCGACCGCUGGAAGCAUCGCCUCGGCAACGGCCAACAUCACGGAUACAGUGCACUCCAACAUGGACUGCAAGAAAGUGGCGAAGAUGAUCCAGGGCUACCAGGAGGAGAUCAAGGACAUCAGGGAGUGUAUGGAGUUUGUACAGGUAGGUUACUGUUCUUUCUCUCUCACUUACUCACUAACUGGCACACGCAUGCAUAUUCACAUACUGUAUACACAUACACACUCCUCCCCCUCCUCUAUCUCUCAAAUGUCCUUUCUCUCUGUGUGUCUGCAGGAAGGUAUGGAAGCUCUGCAGGAGGGGAACUUUGAAAAGUACACUGAGAGUGCCAACAAGAAGGCUCUGAACCACAACAUAAAGCAUGUGAUGAAGGAGGGGGGGCGGGCCGGAAAGAAACUGAUGAUCAACACAGACAAGCUCAUCAGCACCGUGCAGGUUCUAGGCGCGGCAGGUGGGGCCGCCAAAGCUGUUAAGGCCAUCAGCGUCACCACAGGCGUCAUGUCGGCUCUCUUCCUCGCACUUGACGUCUUCUUCCUCGCCAAGGACUCUCACGAGCUGUCCAAGGGCGCCAAGACAAAGUUCGCCACCAAGAUCCGAGAGAUGUGCAAGGACCUGCAGGACGGGCUACUGGAGCUGAACAAAGUGAAAGCCCAGCUGCAGAAAACCAUAGAUGGGAUCGAGCUGGAAGAGUACGAGGAGGAGGAGGAAGUGGAGGUGGAAGUGGAUGAUGAGCUAGAGUCAGACCCAGUUAAACUAGCUCAGCUGGAGCAGGACCUGGACCAGUUAGAGGAGAAGUUGAACAAGAAGGUCCAGGAGGAACAGAAAUUGAAUAAAAGCAAGAAGGAGUCAGAUAAGAGUGAGGAAAGGGAAAUUGAGGAGGAGAAGAAUAGUAAAAAGAAGGAUAGUAAGAAAGAGAACAGAGAGGAGGAGGCGAGAACUAAAAGUAAAACAAUCGAAUUGGAGACGUUGUGUGAGACUGAGAAAGUGGAGAUGGAGAAAGAGCGGACGAGUGAGAGUGGAGACACUAGUGGUAGUGUGAAAGGUGAUAAUAGCAGUGUUCCUAAUAAAAAAGGAUCUGAGAAAGGGAAAAAGAAAGAGGAAGGAAUAGAGAGUAGAAACGCCAAUGAAAAAGGAAAUGUUGAGAGCAAAAACGAGAAAGGAAAUAACAGAGGCAGUACGAAUGAGGAGGGUGAAGAAAAGGCAAACGAGAUUGAAAAACAAAAAGGUAGAGGGAAUAAAAAUGAGCCAACUGAUACAAAGAGAGGGAUUUCGAAUGAAAAUGUAGAGUCUGAAAGGGGGAAGAGUGAAAGAUUGAAGGAACAAAAAGUAGCUGGAUUGGAGACUAAGAUACAAGUGGUUGUGGUGAGGGAAACUUCUGAAAGAGGAAACUCAAGCAGACAUAGCAGCAAGACUGACAAAGAGAAAAUCCAGAAGAGGAGUCAGAGGGAGAGAGGCAGUAGAGAUGAAAUACCAGAGAUUGUUCCAGGGAGAAGACGCAGUAAAGAUCUGAAGAGUGGGAGCAUAACUGAAACAGGUGAAAUGGAGAGAAGGAGGAAGACUCAAAUGGGGGAGGUAGAGAGGGGGGUUAGGAACUGGAGAGCAGAGAUGGAUAGGGGAAGUAAAGAUAAGUACAGUGCUGACUUAAAGGGAGACUCGGAGAGGGGGAAGACAAAGGAGGAAUCUGAGGUGAAAAGAAAGAGUGGGGUUGAGAGAGAGACAGCUAAAGGGGCCUUUAAGGAGGAAGGAGUGACAGAGAGCAUGUCCAGGAGGGAAAACAAAGACAGGGAGUUGGGGAGUAAGCGGGAAAGAGCUGAGCAAAAGCGUGGGAGUAAGAUUAAGAAAAUGCAAAGAAAAUGUGGUAGCGAGGGGGGCAUCAGAAAUGAAGAUGGGGAGGUUCAUCAGAGUGAAAGGGACAGGAAGGAGGGUGAUGUUGAAAGGAACAAGAGAGAUUGUGAUGCUGAGCAGAAGCCUCUACGCCAAGGCUCUCGUCCACGCUCCAAACCUAUCUGCCAAUUUUACAUCUGAUGCAUUAUUAACUGAGUACUUAAAGAAGUAUUCUAAAAGGGAUUAACCUAGUGUUUGGUUUUAUAUGAUUUAUUUGGGGACAUAUUAAGAGAAAGACAGUCAUUGUGUUUUUAAUAUUUGAUAGAGCAAUGGAACUCCAAAAUGUGCCUUUUUAUACAAAUUUUUCAUGACAAUGUGAUUUUCUAAACUUUUUUUAAACAAGUUCAUUGUAAAGAUUGUUGUAUGAUGAAGUGUGAAUAUUUCUGCCACCCACAUACAGGAAAACGGUUCCAAAUAAAUGACAUUAUUACAUGCUCCACCACCCAUGUUAUCUACAUGAUUAAAUGUCCAUGUGGGCUUUGUUAUGUAGGUAAAACCUCUCGUUCUCUCAAACAGAGAAUUUGUGAACAUAAAAGUUCAAUCAGGAGAAAUGACAGGGAUUAUCCAGUCGCAGUACAUUUUUGUCACGCCCUGACUCAGGGGACUCGUAUAUGUUGAGUCAGGGUGUGUA